GCCACAAGCUUUGCUCGGACCCCAGCAUCAAUCACGUUGGCUUGAUCGCGACAAAACGACUUGCCAUCUUCCUAUUUAUCAAACGGCGCAAACGCUGAAGAAGCCGGAGGUCAGUCGCUUGCGCAUAGUCAACAAAAUCCACGCCAGGAGCAUGGAAACUCGACAAGCCAUCACUCUUCCCUUCAACAUCCCUUCAACGUCCCCUCAACUUAAUCAGGCAAAAUGGGAAAUCCGGGCAAAAGAAGCUCCGGAGAUACCGACAUACAAAGUCGAUCAUGGCCGACAGCUACCCCGCUAAAGCAAUGGACGGUGCGACAUGUCCUCGGCGCGCUCGGCUUCAUAUCAGCCCUUGCAUGGGGCUCGGUUCGGUGGCUCGGAGACAAUCCGAUUAGCUUUGAUCACUACCGUUCCAAAUUGAUCGACUGGGAUCUCCGGCAAGAAGAGGUGAAGAGCGCUUUUGUCACGAGCUGGGACGCCUACUCCCAGCACGCAUGGGGCAACGAUAGGUACCAUCCCUUGUCGCAAAAAGGCUCGCAGAUGAGCCCGAAUGGCCUCGGAUGGAUCAUAGUCGACAGCCUCGACACCAUGAUGGUGAUGAACCUGACGACACGCCUCGCAGACGCCCGAAAAUGGCUCCAAAGAAGCCUGUCCUACGACCAAGACCAGGAUGUCAACACCUUCGAGACGACCAUCCGAAUGCUGGGAGGUCUCCUGUCCGCCCAUUACCUCGCAAGCCGACUUCCCGACGUUUCGUCUCGCAGAGACCCUAUAUACCUGGCCAAGGCGGUCGACUUGGCGGAUCGGCUGCUGUCAGCCUACGAUUCGCGGUCUGGGAUCCCAUAUGCCAGCGUGCAUAUCGGGAACAAGGUCGGGAUUCCGUCGCACUCGGACGGCGGUUCGUCUUCCAUGGCGGAAGCAGCCACCGUGCAGCUCGAGAUGAAAUACCUCUCCUACUUGACUAGCAACGAGACAUACUGGCGCAAGGCUGAGAAGGUGAUGAAAGUCCUCGACGACAAUGCCAUGGAAGGGGGCCUCUUGCCCAUCUUUGUGCAUCCUGAGUCGGGCAGGUUCACCACGUCGGAGAUCCGUCUGGGCAGCCGCGGAGAUUCAUACUAUGAGUAUUUAAUCAAGCAAUACCUCCAGACCUCUGGCCAAGAGCCCAUCUACCUCGACAUGUGGGAGGAAGCCCUCGCUGGGAUCCAGAAGCACCUAAUCACAACAACAAGGAAAUCCGGCAUUAAGAUCGUCGCCGAGCUGCCGCAGGGAAUUGGCGGGGCACUGUCGCCGAAGAUGGACCACCUGGUCUGUUUCUUGCCGGGGUCCAUAGCCCUCGGUGCAACAGGGGGUUAUACAGUGGCCGAGGCGCGCAAGAUGCCUGGAUGGAAUGCCGCAAAGGAACAGCAGAUGCAACUGGCAAAGGACAUCAUGAAGACCUGCUGGGGCAUGUAUGCGGUAACCGAGACGGGCCUUGCGCCAGAGAUUGCCUGGUUCCACGCAGACAACGAGGACCUUCAGCCGAGGCCCGGAGAGCGGCGGCUCCGUCCUACCAAGGACUCGCUGGCCGCGUGGAAGCAGGACUACAUCGUCAAGCCCCUCGACGCGCACAACCUACAGCGCCCGGAGACGGUGGAGAGCCUUCUGAUGAUGUGGCGGAUUACCGAGGACCCGGUGUAUCGAGAAUGGGGGUGGAAGAUAUUCAGGGCCUUUGAGGAUUACACCAACGCCGGCGGUGGCAAGGGCUAUACGUCCCUCAACAACGUGAAUGCCAUCCCGCCGUCUAUGAGGGAUAACAUGGAGAGUUUUUGGCUGGCCGAAACACUCAAAUACCUGUAUCUCCUCUUCUCGCCGACGGAUUUCCUCCCACUCCACGAAAUCGUGUUCAACACCGAGGCGCACAUCUUCCCCCGGUUCAAGCAGCACAAGUGGAAGACCGGGUGGCAGCGGAACAGAUAAUGGAGAAAAAGGGGGGACUGGUGGGGGACAGCCCACCGAUGUAUACAAACAAAAUCCUGACUUUGGAUAUUCCCACCUGCUGGCUUCUGCCACUCGGGCUACAGCUCCGGAGGAAGAGAGCUGGCCAAUUGUCAGAAGAAAUGAUCGGAUUCUGUUCUUGUUGUCUGUCUGAACGAUCAUUAAGCCAAAAGUACGAAAUCCAAAAGAAUUGUAAGCUCCUAG
Molecule: messenger RNA, 2175 nt
Organism: Phialemonium atrogriseum
Lineage: Eukaryota; Fungi; Ascomycota; Sordariomycetes; Cephalothecales; Cephalothecaceae
Product: mannosyl-oligosaccharide alpha-1,2-mannosidase
Exons: 4
Coding region: 223-1953 (576 amino acids)
Biological process (GO): mannose trimming involved in glycoprotein ERAD pathway; carbohydrate metabolic process
Cellular component (GO): endoplasmic reticulum; membrane
Molecular function (GO): mannosyl-oligosaccharide 1,2-alpha-mannosidase activity; calcium ion binding
Source: RefSeq, a predicted model, not a curated record